CUGGAACAUGAUACAGACUAUACAGGUCGUGUUGAAUCCAGCUGUGAAGAGGUCAGAUGUACCGGGUCCAGAUGUCAUGGAACAUGUACCCUGAGAAUCAAAGACCUGAGACAGAGUGACCCUUCCGUCUACAAGUUUAUGUUCACAACAAAUCAACUAGGUUUGGAAUAUAUUGGUAACCCUGGAGUGAUGUUAUCUGUAACAGAUAUACAGGUAAAGGUGUCCUUUCUUUACCCAACUGAUCCUUCCUAUGCAAAGCUGGAGUGUCACAGUAUGUGUGGCCUAGCUGGUGACCCUCACUACAUCUGGUUCAGGAAUGGACAGAAUGUAGGACAACGAGUGAACUACUGGGCCUACAUUCAGUCUGGAGACAGCUAUUCAUGUGCUUUUGAAGGAUAUGAACGUCUCCGCUCUCCUUUAGUGUACCCUCCAAAGACCCCCUCAGUGACCAUGAGUCCCUCUGGUGAAGUAGAGGAGGGCAGUUCUGUGACUCUGAGCUGCAGCAGUGAUGCCAACCCAGCAGCUAACUACACCUGGUUCAAGGAACCUGAAAUCCCAGUGAAAGAAUCAGGACAGAACUACACCAUCACUUAUAUUACAUCUGAGCAUGAAGAAAACUAUUACUGCCAAGCUCAUAAUGCAAUAGGACAUCAUAAUUCCACUUCAGUGUUCAUUAAAGGGGCGACAUCAUCAUCAUGGACAACAACAGGAGCUGUGGGAACCAUUUUUGUCUUACUGGCCACCAUACUCCUCCUCGUCUUCCUCUGGAUGAGAAAAAAGAGGGCCUCCAGAAAAGCAUGUGGACAGGGAGGAAGGCCAGAUACUGUGGAGGAGCUACUUCCUGUUCCUGUGUAUGAAAACGUCUCAGCUCGGACCAAUCACUUGGCUCCUGCAGCACAGAGAGAACCAAUAGAAGAGCAGGAUGACCAUCACUCUGCCAUCAUCCACACCUCUCUCUCAGAGAACCAGGAAGUCCCUCGCUGGUUGGCUGGCUCCCGUGUCCAAUCAAACCACACAGAUGAGGGACCAGGUCCAGACAGAGAUGGGAGGAACCUCCCAGUUGUAAGCGCCGUCAAAUCAACACCCCAGAGUGCGAACCAGUAGCGGCAGCAGGAUUUAGAGAGUGGGACUCAGUAUAGUGUCUCAUUCAUUCAGGUGAAACUGGACAAUACGUUGGCUGAUUGUUUGCUGCAUAUCCUACUGCACUUUGUUUUCUGUGCAUUAUAAUGCUAUUUUCUACAUCUCUAUCAUUAAUAUGGGAUCUUUGCAUUUUCUUAAUUGUAUUUUUUGAGUUUGGUGAUCCUGUGAUGGUCAUUUUCAUUAUUGCGCUAUAUUAAUCAAAUGAUAACAUGAAUAUGAAAGUAUCCUAUCACAUUGGAGUUUUAAGAGGUAGUCUUACGUAAUGCUUACAUUAUCAAUAAAAAAACAGACUGCCAUGCCUCAUUGACAUGACCAAAGGGGAAACUAUUAAACACUAUUAUGCACGAAACAUGGUGUUGAAUGUUCUGUUGACACAGUAGUUCCCAGACUUCAUGAUAAUUCUGAUGCUUUUUCUUUGUCCUUUACAUUUAUUUUGUUCAGCUAACUGCAUGAUGACCUGGAACCCCAAACGAUGUUGUAGUUUCUUGACUUUAUUUCAUUGCUUGACAUAUAUAUUGCAUAACUAUAUAUAACUGGCCGGUUGGCUGUCCCGCUUGCUCCACAGAUGCUUAUGGAGCUUCUUGACUCCGAAAACGUUGACGUACAUUUUCUAUUCACCACAAAUUAGUU
This is a messenger RNA of Gadus chalcogrammus (walleye pollock), 1770 nucleotides long. RefSeq names its product B-cell receptor CD22-like. The transcript has 7 exons. NCBI's taxonomy places the organism in Eukaryota, Metazoa, Chordata, Actinopteri, Gadiformes, Gadidae. The record is from RefSeq and is a predicted model, not a curated record. Bases 139 to 1104 code for a protein of 321 amino acids.